AUGGCAUUACAACCACGUAGUGCAAAUAUUUUGACGGAACCACUCGCACCAAAUGCUGAAUGGGUCCAUGAAAGUUCAGCCGAAGUUGAAAUUAAAUUAUAUCAUGGUCAUACGGGAGCAAUCAAUUCAUGCCAAUUGAUCGAAGACAAAAAUUGGCUUAUUACAGGGUCAAAUGAUAAUACAGCUCGUGUAUGGGAUUUUAAUAGUGGAAAGCAAAUUCAUCUAUAUAAACUUAAUCAUGAUAUGGCAGAUAUACCAGCCGUACGAAUGAAUCAACAGGGCACUCGUUUAUAUUCAUGUAGUUGGGACAAGACCAUUCGUUGUUUCGAUGUUGAAACAGGCAAACAAAUUUGGAAAGGUGUUCAUGAACAAAUUGUUACUAAUUGUCAAGUGUCGCUUGACGGCAAAUUAGCAUGCUCAGGAACUGAUUUAGAUAGUUUAGUCACAAUAUGGGAUGCGGAAAGUGGUCUUGUUACAAGUCGCAUACCGAAUGUUCACGAAUCAACAAUCACCAGUUGUCAAUUCAAUAUCGCUGGCGAUCGAAUCAUCACGACAUCCAUGGACAAAACAACGAAAUUUUACGAUCUUGUUUCCCAACGUUCGACUAUGACAUUGAAGGGCCAUGAAGGUUCGGUUUCACAAUGUGCAUUCAACAAAUUUGAACGCUUGUAUGCAACAUGUUCAUGGGAUAAAAAUGUUCUUCUUUACGAUGCUACAACUGGUAGCUUUAGACGCGAAGGUCCGACCAUAUUACCCAAAGUACAUGAAGGGUCAGUAGCGGCAUGUCACAUGUCGAAUAAUGGCAAGCUCCUUGUUACUGGAGGAUAUGAUCUGCGAGUUGUACUAUGGGAUUUAGAAGCAAUGACACACAAAAUUGUUCUACGUGGACAUGCAGAUUGGAUUAACGACGUGUGUAUGACAAGUGAUGAUAAAUGGAUUGUAUCGGUGUCUAGUGACUGUGAAAUUCGCUUGUGGCAUAUCGGAAAUUGCGAUAAUCGCUUAGUGAUGGACAAUAGUAAACUGUUGAAAAUUGUCAAUUGUCAUCGAUGUGGAAAGAAUUUCUCGUCGAACAAAAUCAAACGUGAUGAAAGUGAAGCAACGCCAGCAGCAUCAGCAGUACUUCUAUGCGUUUUUUGUCGUCUGGAACAAAAACAAACGGUCGCACCUACUCACACUUAUUCAUUAGAUGAUUAUGAUCAGCCAGCUUUCAAUGAAGCGAUACUGUACAAGUAG
This is a messenger RNA of Adineta ricciae, 1233 nucleotides long. The record is from the annotation of a GenBank genome assembly. Lineage: Eukaryota; Metazoa; Rotifera; Eurotatoria; Adinetida; Adinetidae.